This is a messenger RNA of Boleophthalmus pectinirostris (great blue-spotted mudskipper), 2278 nucleotides long. RefSeq names its product myeloid leukemia factor 1 (gene mlf1). Gene Ontology annotation, biological process: regulation of DNA-templated transcription. Gene Ontology annotation, cellular component: nucleus; cytoplasm. The transcript is spliced from 8 exons. The coding region runs from base 429 to 1277 and encodes 282 amino acids. The record is from RefSeq and is a predicted model, not a curated record. Lineage: Eukaryota; Metazoa; Chordata; Actinopteri; Gobiiformes; Gobiidae.
AUAUGCUUUUGUUUUGCCUGGAAUGUUCCACAAAAUGGUCAGUCUCCAUGGUGAUAAGGAGCACCACCAAACCACUAUUUUGGCAAUAAAAACAGCAUGAGUACAUGUACAAUAGUUGAGUUUAAUGAAUCUUUAAAUUGUCCAAAAAAAAAUUAAAUAGGCCUAUAUUUAUUUUUUCGAAAUAAAGACUUCAAUACAUUAAUCAAAGGACAAAAUGCCAACUCAUUUUCAGCAUCAGUAUUGUAGUCCCACAUUCAAAAUGUAACAUUUGUUUACAAAUACAUGCUUAUUUUAGUUUCACAAAUUUUCGAGAGAUGUGGUUGCUAUAGCAGCCAGUCACAACACUGAUCAGGACGCGAAUAACUAGCCAAUCAGAGUGUGCCGUCUGUGUCACGUGGUUGGUGUCACAGUGAGUUUAGUUUUAAAUCAUGUUACCAGUGUCUACUUCAAACGGCGCACAGACGCAGGGGGCACAGGACACUGGACACUUUAGAAAAAAACAAGGAUUAAACAUGUUCAACAGCAUAUUUAAAGAUUUUGAGGAAGAUCCUUUUUUUAGGGAUUCAUUCCGUGCACACAGGGAACAUAUGCAGCACUUUACGCGUAGCUUCUCCGAGCCAUUUGAUGCGUCUCCAUUGCCAAGUUUGACGGAUGGAAGGGACCAGAGCGGCAGGAUGGCGCAACUGUCAAACUCACCCCAAGCACUUACACAAAACCAACGGGACAUGAGUCGGUCAUUAUUUUCAUUCGGCAGCUUUGACAACAUGGACCUAAUGAGGAACCCUUUUGGCAUAGUCAACAAUAUGAUCACUAAUAUGAGAAAGAGAGUGGACAUGCCCCGGGAUUUUGAGAAUGGCCACUCUUUCAGCUCUUCAUCAGUCAUGACUUAUUCUAAGGUUGGAAAUGAGCCGCCCAAGGUCUUUCAGGCCAGCUCAUCAACACUCCGUGCUCCUGGAGGGAUCAAGGAAACUCGUCAAUCCAUCAAAGACUCUGAGAGCGGUUUACAAAAGAUGUCCAUUGGUCACCACAUUCAAGACAGGGGUCACAUUAUGGAAAAGAAGUAUAACAACAAAACUGGUGAAAAGGAAUUCAACCAGGAUUUUGAGAAUCUAGAUGAGUCUGAAGCAGAGGCAUUUGAUGAAGAAUUUAAGCAUAAGGUGUCUAAAUUUAAAUCUGACGGCCAUAGGUCUGUGGCUAUAACAUUUAACCAAGAGCAAGGCCACAGAGAACAACCCAGAAUUGCUACUAAGAGAGAACCGGGCUCUAAACGGCAAUGAAGAUUUGUAUUAUUAAAGUGUUCAAAGCAAUAGGCUAUAAUUGUGCUCUGCAUUCUUGCACAUACAUAAUAUUCAGCUUUAUGUUUUCUUUUAACCUACUCAUAGUGUACAGUGUAUUAUCCUGCUAUAUAUUUGACCACAGUUUUCUUUCUUACUACAAUAGCAUCCUAGGAGAAGAAAGGAUUAGAAGAUAGAUUUUGUUUUAAACCUUUUUGUUACAACCUUAGCAUAGAUUGCUUUUGCUUUAAAUGCAUAAUAUCUGCACAAUUGUGAAGCAAGUUAAAAAUAAAUAUUGUGUCCUAUAUUAGCACCCCUUACACUUGGGCUGCAAGUGGCCAUCCAAUGAACAGGAUGGCCGAGAAAAGAAUGUGAUUUAUGUUGUUCUAAUACAGUUUUCACUUUUUAUAUUGCUACUACUUUUUUUUUUUAUCAAAUGAAGUAUUUGUGAAGGCCCUGUUGUAUCACUUGCACAAUUUGUGUGUGUUUGUACUUUUAUUCAAUUCAGAAUUUUGUUGAAACAAUUUGUUACUGUAUACUUUAUAAAAUUAGAUUGCCACUUUUUUAUUGAUAGCCUUUCAUAUUUUUCAUCAAAAUCCCAAAGAAUAAGCUAAUUGAACUUAUCUUUCAUUAUGUUCAAAAUAAACGUGUGUCAGUGAAAUAAUAAAACAUAUUUAAAUGAUGUCUAGAUAACAAUUAUUUACAGCAAGUAUGCAUGCCUUGUUAUAUGCCCAUGCCAGAUCAGAAAUCUGGCUUAAUUGCAGAAUUAGAAAGAUUUUAGCCCUGGAAUUGAAAUUUCUGCUGAACACAAGGUCAAACGUAGCUGUUGUCAUGAAGCAGUAGUUUUCAAGUUAUCACAAGAUGGAACAUAGCAUUUUGAGCUCUGGUGAUGUACACAGACUAAUAAAACAGAAUUACUCAAACGUGCGUGAAUGAAAUAAAACAGCUCCAGGUAUAUGAAUAUUUUAACAUGGCUUGAAGGUCACAAGAAAGGUUUUCGUGUA